Molecule: messenger RNA, 7833 nt
Organism: Strongylocentrotus purpuratus (purple sea urchin)
Lineage: Eukaryota; Metazoa; Echinodermata; Echinoidea; Camarodonta; Strongylocentrotidae
Product: mucin-19
Exons: 28
Coding region: 289-7737 (2482 amino acids)
Molecular function (GO): calcium ion binding
Source: RefSeq, a predicted model, not a curated record
GACGCGCCGAACUUGUGAACCUGAAAAGUACCUUUUUUUUUUUUUUGCCGAAAAAGACACCCUUUCAACGUUUUUUCUGAACGCGGUACGUGCGUAGCAGGCCAGUCGAAUGUUGGGAGUGGCUGCGUGGAACCCGGAACAACCGACACCUUAAUAAUGGUAAUCUAGCUGGCUAGGCUUUUCCUUCAUUAACCAGUUUUAUUAAGUGAACGUUCGAUUGCUGUGGACUUUAAAAACAGAGACGGCCAAAGACACAUUCAUUUGAUUGCGAGUGGACGAAAUAACGACAUGGAUUUCAAAUCCAUCUCACGGCGUUUGCCAUUGUUGGCCUCCGUAUUAUUGGGGCUGGUGCUUCAUACAGUCUUAUCACAGACUGAAGGACCACAGAGCCUAGUCUUCUUCAACGGAACAGCCACCGUUGAAACCAACACAAUAUUUUCUGCUCAAGGACAGAUAACGUUACAAUUCAGGACUUGCACUGGCGGCGAGCUUUUCUCGCAGACUAAUGGUGAUCAGACCAUCGCAGUGAGCAUAAACGAAACAGGCUCCAUCCGCAUCCGCUGGAACAGUGGUUCGGGCACGAAAGAGACUGCUGUAGGUGAAGGGUUCAACGACAACCUGUGGACGAUUAUUGAUUUUGUGUACGUUGGAAAUUCUUUGGUGCUGAGGGUACGGGAUGAGGCCAUCGAGCUGGCGACGUUCAUUAAGAACCCAACGCUUCUGGAUCUGGCUUUGUCUCCGGUGAUGGUCCUUGGAACGGGCUUUACAGGAUGCAUGGAGGAGAUAGUGGGGAUCGAUUUUGCCAACGCAGUGUCCUGGUCGAACGCGAGAUGGGGAGUCUGCCCUCUUGAUCAAGACAUCGGAUGUGGACCUCAAGACCGCCCUUGUGCCAUUCAGCCGUGUCUUAACAAUGGUGUAUGCAGCAGUGAUGGUAUCGGAUUCACCUGCCAGUGCACUUCAAGAUACAGCGGCACCACCUGUGAAAAUGAUCUAGGUGGUGAUGCCACUCCUCCAGUUUUGUCCGGUUGCCCAGGAACAAUAGCUCUGCAGGUGCCUGAUGGUACCCCGUCAGCUGUUGCAACUUGGACACCACCGACAGCCACAGAUAGUCAGGGCACGGCCAGUGUCCUCUCCAAUGGAAACAACCCUGGAAGUUCUUAUCCAGUAGGCUCUACCACCGUGAUAUAUACAGCCAAAGAUGAAGCUGGCCUGCAGUCUAAAUGUGCCUUUAACAUCCUUGUUACCUCCGGAGGAGGGGGAGCUGUGGUGGAUGGCAUUCCACCGGUGUUAUAUAAUUGCACCUAUGCAGUCUUUGGUCAAUUAAUUAAUAAUAGUGAAUUGGUCUCUGUAUCAUGGGAGUUACCCUCUGCUACUGAUGACGGAGUUGUGAUAGAUUUCACCAUUGGAUUAACGUUCACAAGUGCUUUUUUCCCAGAGGGUAGAACUGGACCUUUUAGUUGGAGGUUUAGUGACGCUGCAGGAAAUGAAGUCACUUGUGAGCUGUACAUUUUUGCUGCAGUUGCUCGCACGGACACCACUCCUCCAAGUGUGACCUCCUGCCCAGGCGAUGUAACUGCAGCUUCUUCCGAUGGCUUGCCAGUUCCUGUCACAUGGACAGAGCCCACGGCUUCUGAUGGACAAACUGCAGUAUUGACCAUUUCAUCUACUCGUAAUACGGGAGAUUCAUUUGGCGUUGGAACAACUCCAGUGAGAUACAUCUUCAUUGAUGAUCAGGCAAACACUGCCAACUGUGAUUUCAAUGUCAUUGUGACCGUUGGUGCUGUUGAUACCAACCCCCCAGUGAUCACUGGAUGCCCAUCAACGAUUGUUCUGUCAGCUCCAGCAGGAGCAACAUCUGCUACAGCCACAUGGAUACCACCAGAAGCAUCCGAUGCCGAAACGUCCGCCGAAACGUCUGUGACAAUCAUCAGUGAUGCAAACCCUGGUAUAUCUGUGCCAGUGGGAGGAAACCGCUUAGUCACUUACACAGCCAGUGACGUCAAUGGCCUCCAAGCAAUCUGCUCUUUCAAUAUAAUCGUGUCAGGAACUGUUGGAAACCAGGCACCGCAGCUUUUCAAUUGUCCAGCAUCUGCUUCUGGAGUUUUAAUUCCACCAGCAAACUCAGUUGCUGUUUUCUGGACACCACCCACUGCAACCGAUGAUUCUGGCACACCAGCAAUAACAAGUACUUUCCAACCUGGCAGUCAGUUUUUUGUUGGUGUAACUCCUGUUACGUACACAGCAAGGGAUGCAGCUGGGCUGGCAACUAGCUGUUCCUUCCAGGUCACAGUUACACAAGGAACUGUUGGAAACCAGGCACCGCAGCUUUUCAAUUGUCCAGCAUCUGCUUCUGGAGUUUUAAUUCCACCAGCAAACUCAGUUGCUGUUUUCUGGACACCACCCACUGCAACCGAUGAUUCUGGCACACCAGCAAUAACAAGUACUUUCCAACCUGGCAGUCAGUUUUUUGUUGGUGUAACUCCUGUUACGUACACAGCAAGGGAUGCAGCUGGGCUGGCAACUAGCUGUUCCUUCCAGGUCACAGUUACACAAGCUGUUGGAAACCAGGCACCGCAGCUUUUCAAUUGUCCAGAAUCUGCUUCUGGAGUUUCAAUUCCACCAGCAAACUCAGUUGCUGUUUCCUGGACACCACCCACUGCAACCGAUGAUUCUGGCACACCAGUACUAACAAGUUCUUUUCAACCUGGCAGUCAGUUUUUUGUUGGUGUAACUCCUGUUACAUACACAGCAAGGGAUGCAGCUGGGCUGGCAACUAGCUGUUCCUUCCAGGUCACAGUUACACAAGCUGUUGGAAACCAGGCACCGCAGCUUUUCAAUUGCCCAGCAUCUGCUUCUGGAGUUUUAAUUCCACCAGCAAACUCAGUUGCUGUUUCCUGGACACCACCCACUGCAACCGAUGAUUCUGGCACACCAGUACUAACAAGUACUAUCCAACCUGGCAGUCAGUUUGUUGUUGGUGUUACUCCUGUUACGUACUCAGCAAGGGAUGCAGCUGGGCUGGCAACUAGCUGUUCCUUCCAGGUCACAGUUACACAAGCUGUUGGAAACCAGGCACCGCAGCUUUUCAAUUGCCCAGCAUCUGCUUCUGGAGUUUUAAUUCCACCAGCAAACUCAGUUGCUGUUUCCUGGACACCACCCACUGCAACCGAUGAUUCUGGCACACCAGUACUAACAAGUACUAUCCAACCUGGCAGUCAGUUUGUUGUUGGUGUUACUCCUGUUACGUACUCAGCAAGGGAUGCAGCUGGGCUGGCAACUAGCUGUUCCUUCCAGGUCACAGUUACACAAGCUGUUGGAAACCAGGCACCGCAGCUUUUCAAUUGUCCAGAAUCUGCUUCUGGAGUUUCAAUUCCACCAGCAAACUCAGUUGCUGUUUCCUGGACACCACCCACUGCAACCGAUGAUUCUGGCACACCAGUACUAACAAGUACUAUCCAACCUGGCAGUCAGUUUGUUGUUGGUGUUACUCCUGUUACGUACUCAGCAAGGGAUGCAGCUGGGCUGGCAACUAGCUGUUCCUUCCAGGUCACAGUUACACAAGCUGUUGGAAACCAGGCACCGCAGCUUUUCAAUUGCCCAGCAUCUGCUUCUGGAGUUUUAAUUCCACCAGCAAACUCAGUUGCUGUUUCCUGGACACCACCCACUGCAACCGAUGAUUCUGGCACACCAGUACUAACAAGUACUAUCCAACCUGGCAGUCAGUUUGUUGUUGGUGUUACUCCUGUUACGUACUCAGCAAGGGAUGCAGCUGGGCUGGCAACUAGCUGUUCCUUCCAGGUCACAGUUACACAAGCUGUUGGAAACCAGGCACCGCAGCUUUUCAAUUGUCCAGAAUCUGCUUCUGGAGUUUCAAUUCCACCAGCAAACUCAGUUGCUGUUUCCUGGACACCACCCACUGCAACCGAUGAUUCUGGCACACCAGUACUAACAAGUUCUUUUCAACCUGGCAGUCAGUUUUUUGUUGGUGUAACUCCUGUUACGUACACAGCAAGGGAUGCAGCUGGGCUGGCAACUAGCUGUUCCUUCCAGGUCACAGUUACACAAGCUGUUGGAAACCAGGCACCGCAGCUUUUCAAUUGCCCAGCAUCUGCUUCUGGAGUUUUAAUUCCACCAGCAAACUCAGUUGCUGUUUCCUGGACACCACCCACUGCAACCGAUGAUUCUGGCACACCAGUACUAACAAGUACUAUCCAACCUGGCAGUCAGUUUGUUGUUGGUGUUACUCCUGUUACGUACUCAGCAAGGGAUGCAGCUGGGCUGGCAACUAGCUGUUCCUUCCAGGUCACAGUUACACAAGCUGUUGGAAACCAGGCACCGCAGCUUUUCAAUUGCCCAGCAUCUGCUUCUGGAGUUUUAAUUCCACCAGCAAACUCAGUUGCUGUUUCCUGGACACCACCCACUGCAACCGAUGAUUCUGGCACACCAGUACUAACAAGUACUAUCCAACCUGGCAGUCAGUUUGUUGUUGGUGUUACUCCUGUUACGUACUCAGCAAGGGAUGCAGCUGGGCUGGCAACUAGCUGUUCCUUCCAGGUCACAGUUACACAAGCUGUUGGAAACCAGGCACCGCAGCUUUUCAAUUGUCCAGAAUCUGCUUCUGGAGUUUCAAUUCCACCAGCAAACUCAGUUGCUGUUUCCUGGACACCACCCACUGCAACCGAUGAUUCUGGCACACCAGUACUAACAAGUUCUUUUCAACCUGGCAGUCAGUUUUUUGUUGGUGUAACUCCUGUUACGUACACAGCAAGGGAUGCAGCUGGGCUGGCAACUAGCUGUUCCUUCCAGGUCACAGUUACACAAGCUGUUGGAAACCAGGCACCGCAGCUUUUCAAUUGUCCAGAAUCUGCUUCUGGAGUUUCAAUUCCACCAGCAAACUCAGUUGCUGUUUCCUGGACACCACCCACUGCAACCGAUGAUUCUGGCACACCAGUACUAACAAGUACUAUCCAACCUGGCAGUCAGUUUGUUGUUGGUGUUACUCCUGUUACGUACUCAGCAAGGGAUGCAGCUGGGCUGGCAACUAGCUGUUCCUUCCAGGUCACAGUUACACAAGCUGUUGGAAACCAGGCACCGCAGCUUUUCAAUUGCCCAGCAUCUGCUUCUGGAGUUUUAAUUCCACCAGCAAACUCAGUUGCUGUUUCCUGGACACCACCCACUGCAACCGAUGAUUCUGGCACACCAGUACUAACAAGUACUUUCCAACCUGGCAGUCAGUUUGUUGUUGGUGUUACUCCUGUUACGUACUCAGCAAGGGAUGCAGCUGGGCUGGCAACUAGCUGUUCCUUCCAGGUCACAGUUACACAAGCUGUUGGAAACCAGGCACCGCAGCUUUUCAAUUGCCCAGCAUCUGCUUCUGGAGUUUUAAUUCCACCAGCAAACUCAGUUGCUGUUUCCUGGACACCACCCACUGCAACCGAUGAUUCUGGCACACCAGUACUAACAAGUACUAUCCAACCUGGCAGUCAGUUUGUUGUUGGUGUUACUCCUGUUACGUACUCAGCAAGGGAUGCAGCUGGGCUGGCAACUAGCUGUUCCUUCCAGGUCACAGUUACACAAGCUGUUGGAAACCAGGCACCGCAGCUUUUCAAUUGUCCAGAAUCUGCUUCUGGAGUUUCAAUUCCACCAGCAAACUCAGUUGCUGUUUCCUGGACACCACCCACUGCAACCGAUGAUUCUGGCACACCAGUACUAACAAGUUCUUUUCAACCUGGCAGUCAGUUUUUUGUUGGUGUAACUCCUGUUACGUACACAGCAAGGGAUGCAGCUGGGCUGGCAACUAGCUGUUCCUUCCAGGUCACAGUUACACAAGCUGUUGGAAACCAGGCACCGCAGCUUUUCAAUUGUCCAGAAUCUGCUUCUGGAGUUUCAAUUCCACCAGCAAACUCAGUUGCUGUUUCCUGGACACCACCCACUGCAACCGAUGAUUCUGGCACACCAGUACUAACAAGUACUUUUCAACCUGGCAGUCAGUUUUUUGUUGGUGUAACUCCUGUUACGUACACAGCAAGGGAUGCAGCUGGGCUGGCAACUAGCUGUUCCUUCCAGGUCACAGUUACACAAGCUGUUGGAAACCAGGCACCGCAGCUUUUCAAUUGUCCAGAAUCUGCUUCUGGAGUUUCAAUUCCACCAGCAAACUCAGUUGCUGUUUCCUGGACACCACCCACUGCAACCGAUGAUUCUGGCACACCAGUACUAACAAGUACUUUCCAACCUGGCAGUCAGUUUUUUGUUGGUGUAACUCCUGUUACGUACACAGCAAGGGAUGCAGCUGGGCUGGCAACUAGCUGUUCCUUCCAGGUCACAGUUACACAAGGAGCUGUUGGAAACCAGGCACCGCAGCUUUUCAAUUGCCCAGCAUCUGCUUCUGGAGUUUUAAUUCCACCAGCAAACUCAGUUGCUGUUUCCUGGACACCACCCACUGCAACCGAUGAUUCUGGCACACCAGUACUAACAAGUACUAUCCAACCUGGCAGUCAGUUUGUUGUUGGUGUUACUCCUGUUACGUACUCAGCAAGGGAUGCAGCUGGGCUGGCAACUAGCUGUUCCUUCCAGGUCACAGUUACACAAGGUGACCUUUGCAGCAACCCAUCAUUUGCUCUGGACUGCAUCAACGGUGCCUGCAUGGAGGAUGGGGAGUCCAACACCACCUUCUGCAGGUGCGCCACGGGGUACGGAGGACCGGCAUGUAACACCAGCUCCACUCUAUGCGACAAUAACCCUUGUGGUGCCAGCGGCGAGUGCCAGACCAAUGCUGCUUUGGAUGACAUCAUCUGCCAUUGUUCAGCAGGUUAUGGAGGCACUCUGUGUACCUUAGAAAUCCAUGACUGUGAGGUGAAUCCAUGCUUGAACAGAGGAGCCUGCCAGGAUGGCAUCAACUCCUUCACAUGUGAUUGCACCGGUACAGGUUACUCUGGAACCCGCUGCGAAACCAACGUAAAUGAGUGCCAGAACAGCCCUUGCCAGAACGGAGCAGGCUGCUCCGACACCAACGGUGGGUACUACUGCACCUGCACGGCGGGGAACAUCGGGCCCAACUGUGAAGAAAACCUCUGCUCGUUGACUCCAUGCGAGAACGGUGCCACGUGCUCUGUCAACGAAGGGAAUAUCAUUUGCACAUGUGCUGGAGGAUUCGAGGGGGGUCGCUGCGAAACGGACAUUGACGAAUGCGUCUCGCAGCCAUGCCAAAACGGCGGCAUAUGUGUCGAUAACCCUAACGAGUUUCAGUGUUUUUGUGCUGAAGACUAUAUAGGUAUUAUAUGCGAGAUAGAACUAGAUGAGUGUGAUCAGGAGGAUAUCAAUUCAUGUCUGAACGGCGCAACUUGCAUGGACUUACCCGUAGGCCACUCUUGCAAUUGCAUUCCGGGCUUCACCGAUGCCGACUGCGGGACAAAUAUAGACGAGUGUGCGAGUUCUCCGUGCUCCAACAACGCUACUUGUGUGGACGAGGUCAACCAAUUCAGAUGCGAGUGUGCACCAGGCUUCAGCGGGAUCAAGUGCGAGAUCAACAUCAACGAGUGUGCAUCAAACCCCUGCGAUAAUGGUGGAGUGUGCACGGACGAAGUGAAUGGGUACGCAUGCAACUGCUCUGACACAGGGUCCGAUGGACCUCGGUGCACCGACAUCUGCUCUAGCAACCCAUGUCCAGGGGGUGCAGACUGUCUUGACAGAGAUGACGGAUAUGAAUGUAAGUGGAGAUUUCCAUCAAACAAAUCGUAAUGGUGGUUAGUUUACCUGACUGCUAAGAAAGCAUAAAAGCUUGUAAGUAAGCAACCAGACGGCCGACGGCUUUAGGUCCUUUCCAAGGGACCUGGU